GUAACGUUAGUAGGAAGUCGACGCCUUCCGAGAAGAGAAGAGAAGAGGAGAAGCCACUCCGGCCAACUUCCACUGAAGAUUCCUUCUCUACUGACGGAGUAACAGCGAGGCAUGGCUUAUCCAGGAUAUGGCGGGUAUGGUGGUCCUAUGCCAGGCAUGCCAAUGGCAGGAGCCCCUAUGGGUGGCCCUCCAAUGGGGGGAUACCCACCCCAGUUUGGGGCAUUCCCUGGCAGCACCUUUGCAGCUCCUGCCCAAGACCCCAUGUGGGGUUACUUCACUGCCAUAGCCGGCCAGGAUGGUGAGGUGGAUGCUGAGGAACUACAGAGAUGUUUGACACAGACUGGGAUCAGUGGCUCCUAUAUGCCCUUCAGCUUGGAGACAUGUAGGAUCAUGAUUGCCAUGCUGGAUAGAGAUUACUCUGGUAAAAUGGGUUUCAAUGAGUUUAAAGAGCUGUUUGCUGCAUUGAAUGGUUGGAAGCAGAACUUUGCGAUGGUGGACCGAGACAACAGCGGGACAGUGGAGCCUCACGAGUUGUCGCAGGCCAUCAGUAACUUAGGGUACAGACUGAGCCCUCAGGCGUUGGGCUGCAUCAUCAAGCGCUUUAGCCGAGGAGGCAAGAUCUACUUCGAUGACUACGUGGCCUGCUGUGUGAAACUCAGGGCAUUGACCGAGAACUUCAGAAGGAGGGAUGCUAUGCAGCAAGGAGCAGUGAGCUUCCAGUAUGAUGAUUUCAUCACGUGUACCAUGUCUAUCUGAGUCUAUCUGAGGAAGACGGAACAGACGACACCUCUUGAGGGAAAUUUGAGCUACUGGAGCUCCGCUGAGAAAUAGAACCGUGUAUUAGCCAAUGUAUAUGCAAAAUAAUAUAUAUAUGUAUGUAUCAAUCACAGGCAUUCAGAAUGGCUACCUCUAUCAAAGUGUAAGUGCCAGUGGACUCUUUUUAUUGAAAUGAGCUAACAGUGCAUUGAUGAGGUGAUAAGACGGAGUGCUUUUUAGGCAGAGUUUGUGUCCCCUAAAGCCAUUCAAUGCCAGGUUUAUGUAAAAGGGUCAAACCACAUCACUGAUGUUUUGUUUUGUGCCAACACAAUCCUCAAUAUUUGUAUUAUUAUUUUCUUAUUUCUAAUUUUUAAACAUUUUAAUCAUUUUUCACAAGCAAAUACUCAGCCACUCCAUGAUUAGAUAUUAAUAAACUGCAUAACAAUUAAAAA
Molecule: messenger RNA, 1208 nt
Organism: Colossoma macropomum (tambaqui)
Lineage: Eukaryota; Metazoa; Chordata; Actinopteri; Characiformes; Serrasalmidae
Gene: gca
Exons: 8
Coding region: 112-756 (214 amino acids)
Molecular function (GO): calcium ion binding
Source: RefSeq, a predicted model, not a curated record